Molecule: messenger RNA, 1782 nt
Organism: Paramecium tetraurelia
Lineage: Eukaryota; Ciliophora; Oligohymenophorea; Peniculida; Parameciidae
Exons: 3
Biological process (GO): reciprocal meiotic recombination
Cellular component (GO): nucleus
Molecular function (GO): double-stranded DNA binding
Source: RefSeq, a predicted model, not a curated record
AUGCACAAUCUUCCAUCUAUUAGCAAUGCCAUCAAAAAGUUUAAUGUUUACACUAGACCAGUCAGUUUAUUAUUAUUAAAGGAAUAAGGUCAUAGAACAUAUUUGGGAGUUUUUCUAACAUCAAUAUUAGUGAGUUUAGUAGUUCUGGUUUAUUAUAGUGGUCUUGAAUCGCUAAUUGUUAGAAAUAACCCAAGUGCUAUUAGUUACACUACCUACUCUGAAGAUUAGAAGCCAUUUUAUUUGGCUCCUUAAAAUUUUAGCAUAGCUAUAGCUCAAAAAGGCAAUGACCUUAUGGCUUCAUAUAUCCUAGAAGGAUCUAUAGGUUAAACAGAUGGUUUGACCAUCCAAGAAAUCCCCAUGUCUAAAUGUAUUGAUUUUUAAUUUGACGAUCCAACCCUCAAUGCAUAUUUUGAUAAGAGUGAUCAGAUUUGGUACUGCAUUGAUUGGAAGUUUCUCACCUCGAUUGUCUUGGAAGGAGGUUUAGAAUCCUCAAAGGAUAAAUCAUUAUAAAUCAAAGUCAAAUAGUGUACAUCUGCAAGUACCUAAUGCAUAGCCCCUAAUAUCAUGGAUAGUGAUCAGUUCCUAUUGAAAAUGACAUCAGCAAACACUGACAUUUCUAAUUUCAAAAAGCCUGUGAAUUUAAUUGGAAAGUCCUUUGUCUUAACAUCAUUGCUAAACUUUACGAAAAAACUCAAUAUAAUAUUGCAGCCACAAUUGACUUAAACUGAUAAUGGAUAUAUUGUAUAAGAUUAAUAUGAAGAAACUAUGUUGUCAAUUUCAAAUUACUAUGAAACAAUUUAAGAUAAAAGUUCAGAUUAAUAAAUUUUCCAAAUAAAUAUAUCUUUAGAUCAAAAAACAUUCAUAACAUAGAGGUCUUAUCCUAGAGUAUAUUAGUAUUUAGGAGACAUUGGUGGAUUUUGGGAAAUUAUAUAUUUGUGUAGUUUAUUAUUCAUAAUGCCCUUCAACAAUUUAUCCUAUCGAGUGUCUUUGUUGAAUGAAUUGUUCAACUUUGAAAUGGAUUAUGAUAAUAAAGUACACCCUGAUAAUAAGGGUAAAGCAAAGGUGAGAGAAAUUUUAAAUAAGUCAGUUUAAUUAGAGAAGUUUAAUAGAAUGUCAAAAGUGGCUGAACAUGAUGCAAACUAAAAAUCAAAGUUAUUGGAUCAAAUUUCUAGUGAUAUCACUUAAUUUUUUAAAGAACAAGAAAGUCGUCUUGAUCUCCAAUUCUUUGAUUAUUUUGGGUGUUGCCAAUGUAAAAAAGGAGGGAAGAGAGAGCUCAUAAAUUUUUCAAUGGGGAAAAUCACGCACACUUUAGAUAUCACUUAUAUAAUAAAGAAAUUACAGGAAAUAGAUAAAUUGAAAUUGAUUUUGUUGAGCUCAGAUCAAAUUAAGUUAUUUGAUUAUUUACCUAAACCAAAAUUAGGAUUGCAUAUGAAGGCAAGUGAAAAUGAAUAUUGUUCAAUAUUGAAACCUGAAUAGUCAGAUUUAGAUAAGGCUUUAGAGGCUUAGAAAGCAUUUUAGUAAUUGUAGGAUUAGGAUGAUGAAAUAACACCUAAAUUAGUGAAGCUGUUGGAUGAGGACCUUGUUGCCUUAUUCAAAUUGCAAUUGAAUAAGGGAGUCAAUAGAUCUCUAAAGAAAACAGGUUAAUUGGCUGACGCAGUGUAAUAGUUGAUGAUAAUGAAUGCAAAGGAGAAGGAAAUAGAGAAGACUAGCAAAAAGAAGAAGAAGAAGAAUAAGGAAUCUAGUAAUUCAGAGAAUUCCGAAUCCUCAGGUUCUGAAAAUUGA